CUCAGUACUGGGGUCAAGACGUCACCUCCUGUCCCCAGAUAGGAGGUGAAGGAAGAAGGCAGCAUGAAAUCCCUCUGCAGACAGCAAAGUCUCCAGCACUGGUGUGAUGGGGGAUGGGGUAAGCUUCUCUGUAAUGUGUUUGUUCCAGGGCAGAAGUGUCCAGCACAGUGGGCUACUGCUGAGGGCAGGUCCUAUCUCUUUUCUCCUGAGAAAGGAACUUGGGAACAUUGUAAAUCCUCCUGCAUGUCUCAGUCUGCCCGGCUGCUCAGCACUCAGAAGAGAAAAGAGCUGGAUUUCAUAAAACAAGAAUUAUAUCAAUAUUAUGAAAAUCGUAAAGGUGUUCUCUGGUACUACCCAUUCUGGAUUGGACUGUCAUAUGAUCCUGGAUCCAGGAAGUGGGUCUGGGAAGACAACACAGCUCUCUCCUCUGGCCUGUUUGAUCUCCAAGAUCUCAGUCAUCAGAAUGAUCAGGGCAGAGUUUGUGCCUAUGUCCAAGGUGGGAAAGCUAAGCCUGGAGGCUGUGGAGAAACUCACUUUUGCAUUUGUGAGAAGGGAAAAAAGUAGAGAGACAUUAAUGGGAAAAAAAGUGGGAAUGCCAGCCUGAGAUGCUACAUAGACACAGGAAAACAUCAUUUCUUUCUGCCCGCUCUGGACUUUUGUGUGUGUGCCUGUUUCCUGGAUCUCUCACCCCAGCAAUGAAGCUGCCUGUACUGGAGCCAACAGACAUGGGCAGGGCCCUUCUGCUUACAUCCCCAGAUCCCACUUUCUUGGUUUGUAUUUUGAGCAUGUGAUGGCAACCACUUGGGAAAAGAGAAAGUCCUAAGAGGCAACGGUGUGUAUGGCCAUAGGAGCAUCACAGGCCCCUGGAAAUGAGACUGCCAUCCUGCAGUGACUGCCCCUGCCCAGGCACAGACUGGGCGCCCCCUGCUCUUUGCAAAGCAGGCUCUGGUCGUGCCCAAGUGCCGGAGCUACAGGGCCUGGUUUCUGUUCAUUCCCUUGGGGAGACUCCAUGUCCUCUAUAUGUUACAGGAAUUAUACCUUGCUUCUGAAAUA
Molecule: messenger RNA, 1053 nt
Organism: Alligator mississippiensis (American alligator)
Lineage: Eukaryota; Metazoa; Chordata; Crocodylia; Alligatoridae
Product: oxidized low-density lipoprotein receptor 1-like
Exons: 3
Coding region: 64-564 (166 amino acids)
Biological process (GO): cellular response to molecule of fungal origin
Molecular function (GO): (1->3)-beta-D-glucan binding
Source: RefSeq, a predicted model, not a curated record